AUGGAACCAGAGAUAGAAGAGGUUGAGUUAAUUAGUUCACGUGGUUCAUUAAGAAUUCCAAGAAAUUCUUCAUUAGACAUCAGCAAUGACUUACAUUACACAAGUUUGAAGGACAUUAUCUGCAAUACACCAAGGUGGUCAAUAUAUGAAGGAAAUGCUUUUGACUCAAACAUUGCUAUUAGGAACGAGUUGGUUAAACGUGCAGCUUCGGUUUAUUUACAAUCUGCAGCACUUUUGGCUACUAGAAACCAAAACUGCAUUGUAGCUUUCUGGGAAAGGGUGAAGGGAGAAGCUUCUUCAUGGUGGAGAAUUGUUGGUGGGAACACAAUUAAGGCUUGUCUUUUGCCUGUUUUUCAGUUUCUUAAUCAUAUUAGGAGGUUUCAUUCAUUGCCAUGA
Messenger RNA from Vicia faba (fava bean), 396 nucleotides. The record is from the annotation of a GenBank genome assembly. Lineage: Eukaryota; Viridiplantae; Streptophyta; Magnoliopsida; Fabales; Fabaceae.